AUGAACAAUAAUAAGUUGAGCGAAAUUACAUCAUCAAAUACAAAGUCUCAUCUUUUCAAUGAUCCAUACUCAAACAAGAUUAAUAAAGAAGAUUUUACUUUAAUAUGGCUCGAUAAAACAUUAGAUAAAGACAUAAACGAUUCUAGACAAAUAUCAAAACUUCGUCAAGCUGUUGAUGAUCUCAAAACCUAUGUUGAUCUAAAUGAAUGUGAAAAUUACAUUCGAUCACAUGAACAUGAAAACAUCGUCAUCGUUGUAUCUGGAACGUAUGGACAACAUAUUGUACCAAAUAUUCAUGACUUGACACAAAUAAAACGCAUUUAUGUAUUUUGUCUCAAUGAAGCCAGUCAUAUUGAAUGGACAAAAAACUAUAUGAAAGUAAACAACAAUAUUUUUACACAAACUGAAAAACUUCUCGAAUCACUCAAACCAUACAUUCGUCAAUAUCAACAAACUUUAUUGAUUCAAAAAUCGAUAGUCGAUGUUGAGAACAAGACAGCUGACUUCAAAUGGGCACGACUUCUCAUUGAUACAUUGAUUCAAUUACCUCCAGAACCAAAAGCAAAACUUGAAAUGAUUGAAACAUUAAGAAAACAUUACCAUGAUAAUGAAACACAGCGCAAGAUUAUUGACGAAUUCGAUAAAAACGAAAAAGAUGAAAGUGCAGUGACAUGGUACACAAAAGAAACGUGUAUUUAUAAAAUCGUAAACCGCAUAUUUCGUCAAGAACAAAUAGACGAAAUAUAUAAUUAUCGUGCAUUUAUAAAAGAUUUAGCAGAACAAUUAAAUCAACUUUACACAGAUCAACUAACGCUAUAUCGCGACGAAUGGGGUUUGUCUGAAAUUACAGUCUAUCGUGGUGCAGGUGUAGGUAAUCAUGAUAUCGAAGUCUUAAAAUCAAAUACCGGUCAACUCAUUUCCUUCAACGGGUUCUUGUCUACAAGUCCAGACGAAAAACUAGCAUUAAGUUUUCUACACGGACAGUUCGGAAGUACUGAUUUAACACCAGUUCUAUUCACAUAUAAAAUCGAUAUAAACGUUAACACAACAGCCUUUGCUGAGAUAACAGAGAUUAGUGCAAUGAACGAAGGCAGAGAAGUUCUUUUUAAUCCUGGUGCAAUAUUCAAAAUUGACCACGUUAAAUAUGAUCAUACAGACAAAAUGUGGCGAGUGCGUUUAUCAUCUCGUGAAAAAGAUUUUAUGGUCGGACAACACUACAUCAAAAUAUGUAUGUUAGAAAGAAGUUCUAUGAAUAACUUACCGCUAUUUGCCUCGUUACUACUAGAAGCCGGACAGAUCCACAAGGCGGAAAUAUUUAUAGCACGACAUUUUAGCGAAAAUAAACCUAUAGACAAAGAAACUGCAGAAUCAAGCAAUGAAACGUUAUUUCUCCUGGGACAACUCCUACGAGAGAAGGGAGACUACAUCGGUGCGCUUGACACUUACAACAAGGCACUUGAUAUAUGGAAAGAAACUCUACCUGAAAACCAUCCCGAUAUUGCAAAAAGCUACAACAACAUUGGAUUAGUAUACCACAAGAAAGGUGACUAUGACAAUGCACUUGACUAUUACAGUAAGGCCCUUCACAUAUGGAAAGAAACUCUACCUGAAAAACAUUCAAAUAUUGCAAAAAGCUACCUCAACAUUGGAUUAGUAUACCACAACAAAGGUGACUAUGACAAUGCACUUGACUAUUACAGUAAGGCACUUCACAUAUGCAAAGAAACUCUGCCUGAAAAGCAUCCAGCGAUUGCAAAAACCUACAACAACAUUGGAAUAGUAUACCACAACAAAGGUGACUAUGAUAAUGCACAUGACUAUUGCAAUAAGGCACUAGAUAUAUGCAAAGAAACUCUGCCUGAAAAGCAUCCAGAUAUUGCAACAACCUACAACAAUAUAGGAUCAAUAUAUCAAAAUAAAGGUGACUAUGAUAAUGCACAUCACUAUUGCAAUAAGGCAGUUGAUAUAUGGAAAGAAACUCUGCCUGAAAACCAUCCACAUAUUGCAACAAGCUACAAUAAUAUUGGAUCAGUAUAUCGAGACAAACGUGAUUAUGAUAAUGCACUUGACUAUUUCCAAAAGGCACUGGAUAUUUGGAGAGAAACUCUACCGCAAAAGCAUCUAGAUAUUGCAACAAGCUACAAUAAUAUUGCAUCAGUAUAUCGAGACAAAGGUGAUUAUGAUAAUGCACUUGACCAUUUACAAAAGGCACUUGAUAAUCGGAAACAAACUGUGCCUGAAAAACUUGCAGAUAUUGCAAAAAGCUACAACGAUAUUGGAUCAGUAUAUGAAGACAAACGUGAUUAUGAUACUGCACUUGACUAUUUCCAAAAGGCCCUGGAUAUUUGGAAAGAAACUCUACCUGAAAAGCAUCCAGAUAUUGCAAGAAGCUACAGUACUGUUGGAUUAACAUAUCAGAAUAAAGGUGAUUGUGAUAAUGCGCUUGACUAUUUACAAAAGGCACUGGAUAUUUGGAAAGAAACUCUGCCUGAAAGGCAUCCACGUAUUGCAAAAUGCUACAAUAGUAUUGGAUUAGCAUAUCACAUCAAAUGUGAUUAUGAUAAUGCCCAUGACUAUUAG
This is a messenger RNA of Didymodactylos carnosus, 2580 nucleotides long. The record is from the annotation of a GenBank genome assembly. Lineage: Eukaryota; Metazoa; Rotifera; Eurotatoria; Philodinida; Philodinidae.